Laetiporus sulphureus 93-53 is the source of this 900-nucleotide messenger RNA. RefSeq names its product Acylphosphatase. The transcript has 7 exons. The record is from RefSeq and is a predicted model, not a curated record. NCBI's taxonomy places the organism in Eukaryota, Fungi, Basidiomycota, Agaricomycetes, Polyporales, Laetiporaceae. The coding region runs from base 36 to 569 and encodes 177 amino acids. Gene Ontology annotation, molecular function: acylphosphatase activity.
CUCCUCAGCAAACGUUUGAGCUGUUCAACUGUGGGAUGCCGUACCUGUCCUUCAAAUUCACCGUCCGCGGGAGGGUGCAGGGAGUCUACUUCCGCGCAUUCUCAAAGGGCGUGGCCCAUGAUGUUGGCGUCGUAGGUUGGGUAGCAAAUGACACCAACGGCCAGGUAGUAGGAGAGGCUCAAGGCGGCGAAUCUGCCAUAGAUAGAUUCAAGAGAGCGCUAUACACCGGUCCUCCAUACGCUCGUGUUGACGCUGUAGAUAUAGCAGACGAAAGAGUCAUAGACGAACUCGAGUACAAUGCCUUUGAGUCUUCGAAAAUGGCACGAAAACCGCAAUUGUCAAUAUAUGACUACCUCCAUCGGGGCGUGGUCUAUUCAUUGCUGGGCCUCACCAUCUGGGGCGUCGUUACAAUGGGUCUCGUUCACCGGAACACGAUGCAGAAGGGAAAAGAGGCUUUGGCGCUGAAGGAAGCGAGCGUUCAGCAAGAGCAAGAGCAGGAGGAUGAGGAGAACGAGAUAGCUCUUGCCCAGGCGGCGCAGUCGGUGCUUACGCGGGGAAGCAAGUCGUAAUGAGCUGGAACUGCUCCUGGCAGCCGGAGCUCACCGCAUGUGCAUGGGAUUCAUUGCGUCUAGGCCGAGUCACGGCGACUGAGACUGCUUUCAUCUCUCGUGGCAGUUUCUCUUUCCACCGCUACAUCACCUGGCUACUUGACUGAUCUACUCGCGAUGUGUCUGACAUUCUGGACUGAGUUGGAACCUCCAUGGAUAGCCAGAUGUUGGUGGAGAGCAUACUCCAGUAUGCAGUCUCAAUGUGCGCUUAUUGAACGGAUCCACUGUCGCCGUUGUGAACCGGAGCCACAACAUCUUGCUAGAUAUGUUUGCGACUCGUCUGCGAUCCUGC